Penicillium griseofulvum is the source of this 1524-nucleotide messenger RNA. Its product is annotated as M81 family metallopeptidase. The transcript has a single exon. Lineage: Eukaryota; Fungi; Ascomycota; Eurotiomycetes; Eurotiales; Aspergillaceae. The record is from RefSeq and is a predicted model, not a curated record. Bases 1 to 1524 code for a protein of 507 amino acids.
AUGUCUCGACCAAUUAUCGCCAUCGCAGGACUUGCUUGUGAGACCUCCACCUUUUCCCCCGCUCGGACACUUAGUGGGGCGUUUCACCCGCGACGAGGUCCUGAGGUGGUCGAGAAAUACGCUUUUCUGCAUCAUGGCACUCAUCUAGCUGAUGCUGCAGACUGGAAAGGCGCACUUAUAGGCCAUGCCCUUCCAGGUGGAGUUGUGGUACGAGCUGAUUUUGAACAACUCUCUAGGGAAAUCUUGGAUCGGCUGGCUGCAAUCAUCGCUUCGGCCCCUAUCGAUGGAUUAUGGUACGAUAUCCACGGCGCAAUGUGUGUUGAGGGUAUGGAGGAUGUCGAAGCGGAGCUUCUCCGGCGGAUUCGAACUGUUAUUGGCCCAGAUGUUCUGGUCUCGUCAUCCAUGGAUUUGCAUGGAAAUGUGUCCAGAGAGCUAGCCCACCAGACUGAUCUGAUCACUUGUUAUCGUAUGGCGCCCCAUGAGGAUGCCCUGGAAACAAAGGAACGGGCGUGUCAAAAUCUUGUCCAUGUUUUGACUUCGCGAACCGACUCUGGAAGGGUGAACAGGCCCCUGAAAGCUUGGGUUCCAGUUCCUAUCUUGUUGCCAGGAGAGCAGACUUCAACCCGCAACGAACCAGCCAAAACUCUGUAUUCCCUCGUACCCGAGGUCGAAGCCAUGGAAAAUGUCCUAGAUGCAGCGAUCUGGGUUGGGUAUGCGUGGGCAGAUGAGCCCCGAAACCAUGCUGUGGUAAUGGUCUCCGGAUGGAAUAAGGCCGCUGUCGUUAGAGGAGCGAACAGACUUGCAACUUCGUUCUGGCGUGUUCAUAAGGAGUUCCAUUUUGUUGCCCCGACCGGGUCUUUUGCGGAAUGCAUUGACAACGCGCUCGCAUCGUCAAAUAAGCCUUUCUUCAUAUCUGAUUCAGGGGAUAAUCCUACGGCUGGCGGAUCGGGCGACGUGACCUUCGGUUUAAGCCAGUUGUUAAAACGACCGGAGUUUUGGCAAGAUAACGGUACAACUGUGAUUUAUGCCAGCAUUCCAGGACCCCAGGCAAUUGACGUUAUAGUUAAGGCUGGUGUGGGUACCACGGUGACGGUCACCGCCGGAGCAGAAGUGGACAGUCUGCAUGCUGGGCCUAUCACUAUGACUGGACGCGUUCAUUCAAUCAAGUAUGGAGAUCGCGAUGCCGAAGUUGAGGCAGUUCUGCAGGUUGGCAGCGUGUUUGCCAUCCUAACCAAAUCCCGAAAGCCAUAUCACCAUGAGAGUGAUUUUAUCGGUCUUGAUCUUAGUCCCCGAGCGACAGACAUCGUCAUAGUCAAGAUUGGUUAUCUUGAACCAGAGCUGUUUGACAUGGCGGCAGACUGGAUGCUUGCUUUGACACCUGGCGGUGUUGAUCAGGAUCUGCAACGUCUUGGGCAUCAUCAUAUCUGCCGUCCACUAUGGCCCUUUGAUAAAACGUUCCAUACGGCCCCAGAUCUCACCCCACAGCUAAUUCCGUUCUCGAACGAUGAUUUGGAAAUGUGUUAG